Messenger RNA from Caretta caretta (loggerhead turtle), 3775 nucleotides. NCBI's taxonomy places the organism in Eukaryota, Metazoa, Chordata, Testudines, Cheloniidae. The record is from RefSeq and is a predicted model, not a curated record.
UUAGCUGUCAGAGACAGUAACACAAGAGCGUGCUCAGUAAAGGCUUGCUUUAUUUGAUCUACAACAUUUUGUGCAGGAGCAAUGUUCUUUGAAUCUGGUGUAACUGCUUUAACAAGGUGUUACUUUUGAGUUUCUGCAUUAGAAGCUCAUGUCAACAGUAAAAUGCAAAGCAGGAAUUGGUAGCAGUUAGACAGCUAUUUGGAAAACAUAGUUUCUAUGCAGGAUUUUAAACUACUGAAAUUAGGUUUGGGGUUUUUUUAUCUUCAAAAGAAGAGCUAGUAAGACUAAACCACAAGUUCUGGGCCAGAUAAACUGAAGCUUACUGUAUUUUUUUUUUAAACUGUAAGGACUGUAAGUAUGAGACACCAAGAAGUUCCUGCUAGUGAAGCAAAUGCAUUAUAUACAGGGAUAGUACCUUCAAGUACAGGUAACAAUAUUACAGUCAGCUCUGUGCAUCACAUGAAGGACAAACCUUACCUCACCAAAAGAAGAGGAUGUCCCAGUGAUACUUGGACCGUGAACCAAGCUACUGGUACCAGUACUCAUGUGCAUAAACAAACCAUCAGCAAUCAGUUCCCCAGCUUGGGUAACAGCGAAUUAAACUGCAGCGAUGAAUGCUACACAGAGACAUCAAUUAUUGCUCAGCCCAUAUUUGUUUUUGAAAAGAAAGAACGACAUUUUAAGAGGCCUGCAGAAGACGUGGUUUACAAGGCUGAGAAUGAUUUCAUUGGUUCCAGGAAACGGGCAAGGUCUUCAUCUUUUACUUUCCAAACGUCUGACUCGCAGUUCUACAUGGAUACAGCAAUCUCUCGGAAAAGAGUGAGAUCAUCUUCCUGUACUAUCCUUCCUACCUUUCCUCCAUCACAGCCAGUAAAGAAUAACAUAUUCAUGACCUCAGCUCUUCUCCAGAGAAACCAUGACAUCACAAGAACAGAAAAAGGACUCUCAUCACCAGUUCAGCAGUGGACUGUCAUAAGACCUGCCGUUUUACAGCCACCACAGUCUCAGAUAUGUGAGGAAAGAAGGCAGAUGUGCACUGAAAAUACACUGGCAUCUUCCAAAGCUAAAGAGAAAGCAAAUAUUCAGUUGUCUGAAGAGAGCUCUCGUUGCCCAGCAGAGAAUUCAGCAAGUUCUGAGACAACAGUGAGGCCAUCUAUCUCCAUGCACCUUACUAGCCCUAAAACAGUAGGAAAUCAGCCAGUUGAAGAUGUAACUUUUUUAAACAACAGAAAUUCUACUUUUGUGUUUGGAGAAAACAUGGUAGAGAGAGUUUUGAGCCCUCAAAAAUCUCCCAAGCUGCAUAAUGAAACUGAUCUAUGCAAGAGAGAAAUAACAUCCACAGAUGCCAAAACUUUUCAUACUGGUUAUUCACAUACAGAAACAUUUUUUGCAAAGAAGUCAACACUAAUUGAAUCAGCUGCAGCUUACAUUUCCAAACCAGCACAGAAAUAUUUGUUAGAUAAAGUUGAAGUUAUAACAGGGGAAGAAGCAGAACAUAAUGUGUUGCAGAUCAGUUGCAAGCUUUUUGUAUUUAAUAAACUCUCACUAUCCUGGACUGAAAGAGGAAGAGGAUCCCUGAGGCUUAAUGACACUUCAAGCAAUAAACAUGGAACAUUACACUCAAGGCUAGUUAUGCGAAAUCAAGGCAGUUUGAGACUGAUUCUCAACACCAAACUCUGGACUCAGAUGGCGAUAGAAAGAGUAAAUCGCAAGAGUUUGUGCAUCACUGCGACAGACCUAGAAGACCAUUCUGUUAAAGUAUUUCUAAUACAGGCAAGUUCAAAAGAUACUGAGUACCUGUAUGCAGCAAUACAUCACCGUCUUGUUGCACUGCGAAGCUUUGCUGAGCAAGAAUUGGAUGCAAAUCAGGUUGACACAGAGCCAGAAACAGCCUUUCAUUCAUUAAAUUGUGAUAGUGAUGAUGAUGAUGAAGAAGAUGAAACAAUAACACAAGUGAGCAGCAAUGAAUCAGAAGUCUAUUUGUGAGGAUCCGGAUCUACAAAGGAGAAGAGAUAGGUAUGGGGAAUAUACCUGUGGGGCUGGGGAGACAGAUGCUACCAUCAGAUGAUGGCAGGAGACAAAAGCUUACAGGUAAGUAAAAAACAUGGAGAUCUGGAAGAAGGGUCAGAAUCUGAUGGGGAACAUGGGCUGUUUAUAGCAGGGAUAAGAAAGGGACAAGAGACAACAUAGUGGGGAAAUCAAAUCCGUAUCUUAGAUAUCUGUAUACUAAUGUGAGAAGUAUGGGGAAUAAGCAGGGAGAACUCAAAAUGCUAGUAAAUAAACACAACUACGACAUCGUUGGCAUCACAGAAUUAAUACGCAUGACUAAAAUACUGGUAUAGAAUGGUACAGCUUGCUCAGGAAUGACAGGCUGGGAAAAAAGGGAGGAGGUGUUGUCUUAUAUAUUAAAAAUGUAUACACUUGGACUGAGGUUAAGAUGGAAACAGGAGACAGACUUGUUGAAAGUCUCUGGGUAAGGAUAAAAGGGGUAAAAAACAAGGGUGAUGUCAUAGUAGGGGUCUACUGCAGACCACCUACUCAGGAAGAAGAGGUGGAUGAGGCUUUUUUUAAACAACAAACAAAAAUCAUCCAAAGCACAGGACUUGGUGGUGAUGAGGGACUUCAACUACCCAGACAUCUGUUGGGAAAAUAGCAGGGCACAGAUUAUCCAACAAGUUCUUGGAAUGUAUUGGAGACAAUUCUUUAUUUCAGAAGGUGGAGAAAGCUACUAGGGGAGAGGCUGUUCUAGCUUUGAUUUUGACAAAUAGGAACUGGUUGAGAAUUUGAAAGUGGAAGGCAGCUUGGGUGAAAGUGAUCAUGAAAUGGUAGAGCUGAUGCUUCUAAGGAAUGGUAGGAGGGAGAACAGCAAAAUAAAGAUAAUAGAUUUCAAGAAGGCAGACUUCAGCAAACUCAGGAACUUGGUAGGUAAGAGCCCAUGGGAAGCAAAUCUAAGGGGAAAAUAAUUGAAGGUGGUUGGCUGUUUUUCAAAGAGAUAUUAUUAAGGGUACAAGAGCAAACUAUCCCACUGUGUAGGAAAGAUAGGAAAUACGGCAAGAGACCACCCUGGCUUAACCAGGAGAUCUUCAAUGAUCUAAAAAUCAAAAAAGAGUCCUACAAAAAGUGGAAACUACGUCAAAUUACAAAGGAUCAAUUUAAACAAAUAACACAAGUAUGUAGGGCCAAAAUUAGAAAGGCCAAAGCACAAAACAAGAUUAAACUAGUCUGAGAUGUAAAGGGUAACAAGAAAACAUUCUACAAAUACAUUAAUAGCAAAAGGAAGACCAAGGACAGAGUAGGCCAAUUACUCAAUGAGGGGAGGGAAACAAUAACAAAAUAUGUGGAAAUGGCAGAAGUGCUAAAUGACUUCUUUGUUUCAUUUUUCAUCAAAAAGUUUAGAAGCAAUUGGACAUCUAACAUAGUGAAUACCAGUGAAAAUUAGGUUGGCUCAAAGGUUAAAAUAGGAAAAGAACAAGUUAAAUGCCUUCAAGUCACCAGGGCCUUAUGAAAUACAUCCUAGAAUACUCAAGAAGCUGACUGAGGAGAUGUGAGCCAUUAGUGAUUAUCUUGAAAAAGUCAUGGAAGACAGCUUCUUGCUGAAAAACACUACACGGUGGAAUUCUUGAUCCGGUCCUUCCUGCAUUAAAACUGCUCCCACACCAUGCUCGAACGCAUCUGUGGUUACUAGGAACGGUUUGUCAAAGUCUGAGACCCUUAGCACAGGGUCAGACCUGAGUGUUGCUUUAAGCUGGUUAAAGGCCUUCUGACACUCUUCGGU